CUAGCGGUGCUGGCCUGGAAAUUUGGACCACAAUCAUCGGCGCGCCUGCCGGGCUCUCAUCAGAAAGCCAAAUGCGGCGGGAAAUCCUCGCAAUGAGCCGCUCCACCCCCGAGGCUUAUUUCAUUCUCUAUUUUUCCGGAUAUCUUCAUUUCGCACUGGAAUAUGCCCCGCUCGAAGCGCAUGCGCUACACCUUCUCAUCGCUGCCCCGUGCCACGUCGCAGCCAGUUAUUGCGUGGGAAAGGAGAUGGUCCGCCCCCAGCACUCUACCGGGUGACGACGCAGCCGCUGCGUACAGGCUGUUCAAGUGGACAAAGAGUACGUAUGUUCCUUUAUUGAGCCUGAUUUUCCAGGGCGUGACUUUGCGCGUGCAUAAAUUUAUUGCUGUCUUCCUUCUCCCAUUGGAUAGCGGGGCAGACGGUGGUUCACGAGGACGACGAGGACAACGAGGACAACGAGCCAGAGGUUGCUGAGACCCCCAAGCCAGGUGAGGGGGACGCGCAGCUCCAGGCAGAG
This is a messenger RNA of Linderina pennispora, 514 nucleotides long. RefSeq lists its product as uncharacterized. The transcript has 2 exons. The record is from RefSeq and is a predicted model, not a curated record. The coding region runs from base 163 to 471 and encodes 102 amino acids. Lineage: Eukaryota; Fungi; Kickxellomycota; Kickxellomycetes; Kickxellales; Kickxellaceae.